Molecule: messenger RNA, 318 nt
Organism: Helobdella robusta
Lineage: Eukaryota; Metazoa; Annelida; Clitellata; Rhynchobdellida; Glossiphoniidae
Exons: 1
Source: RefSeq, a predicted model, not a curated record
CUUGUUGGUGUAACAACUGAUGGGGCGCCAUGUAUGACAGGUAAAAAUAUGGCAAAAUCAGUGCCCCAGAAUAUCAUUACGCACCACGGCAUCAUUCACCAAGAAAACUUGGGUGUCAUGACCCUUGACAUGAAACAUGUGAUGGAAAAAGUUGUCAGCUGUAAACUUCAUCAGAUCAAGAAAUCCUAUAACCAGAGGAAGUUUAAAUCAUUUGUUGAAGUGGGUUCAGACCAUGAUGAUGUAAUUUACUUUUGCCAAGUUCGGUGGCUUAGCAAGUCAACCACGUUAUCCAGAUUCUGGAAUUUACGUCAAAAAUAA